Sinocyclocheilus grahami is the source of this 1021-nucleotide messenger RNA. RefSeq names its product endonuclease domain-containing 1 protein-like. The transcript is spliced from 2 exons. Gene Ontology annotation, molecular function: nucleic acid binding; metal ion binding; hydrolase activity. Lineage: Eukaryota; Metazoa; Chordata; Actinopteri; Cypriniformes; Cyprinidae. The record is from RefSeq and is a predicted model, not a curated record. Bases 131 to 1021 code for a protein of 296 amino acids.
UCAGGUGUGUCAGGUGAGCGGUGAGCAGUUAUUUGACUAUCACUGCAGUAUGGAAAAUUAGCACCCCGAGACACUUUCUUAGGAGUUAUUCAAAGGAGAUUUUGAAGGAGAGCUGUUUCAUUUCAAUCUAAUGGAUCACCGGACUGUUUUGCUGGUGUUUCUCUGCUUUCUGCUCGUCACUGUGCACUCAGAAGUGCAGAAAGAUUUCUCACCCGAAUGCCGUGAGUUUAUGUAUAUGGGCACUCCCCCACGGGGUCUGGAGAACCGCUCACUUAAAAAGAUAUGCCAGCGUUAUAACGGCAAGCCUCGGUAUGUCACUCUGUAUGAUGCGGUGGGUCACAUCCCGGUGUAUUCUGCGUACACUUUCAAACGCUCCGACGGCUUCAAGAAGGUUGACGUUCCUUGGAUGUUCGAGCCUCAGCUCUCCACAGCAUCAGACUCUGGUGAGAUGCAGCCAUUUCCUCCCAGUGAUGUCCACGACAGUUUUUCAGACGCCCAGGCCGUCUUGGAAGACUACUCAAACAUUGUUGAUUUCGAACGAGGUCAUUUGAACCCCGACGAGCACCAGGCUCACCCCGAUGACAAGGCAGCCACGUACACCCUUACCAAUGUGGUCCCACAGAUCCGCGAGUUCAACGUGGGCCACUGGAAACAACACGAGCACAUCAUCCGGCGUCGCCUCAACAACUACUGCCGCGGCAAGGCGUACAUAGUCACGGGGGUCACCACAUCUGGUAGGAUGAUCCGUAGAUACAACAUCGAUCGAGUGGCCGUUCCUACCUACCUGUGGACGGCCUACUGCUGCAUCAAUUACGAUCACAAUGCCCCCUUUGAUGAGCGAUCCAAAUUCCCGGCCUUUGCAGCCUAUGGGCUUAACGAGAAAGAAGGAGCGGAGGUCAUAGAGAUGUCUAUGCAGCAACUGGAAUAUUUUUUGAAGAAGAACACCUUUGUGGACAAGAGGUUUCAGAUUUUCUUUGGGAACUGUGAGCCUAAUGAUGCCAUAAUGGCAGUCCAGACUUAG